Molecule: messenger RNA, 543 nt
Organism: Cooperia oncophora
Lineage: Eukaryota; Metazoa; Nematoda; Chromadorea; Rhabditida; Trichostrongylidae
Source: the annotation of a GenBank genome assembly
AUGAACAAACUGUUCAAGAUAGAAUUCAUGAAUGAUUUCAACUCCUAUCGGGCUUAUGCUGAAGACAAUGACCUACAGGUGCUCUCCCUUCCUUACAAGGACGAGUCAUACGCAUUCAACAUUUUCCUACCUAAAACAAGAUUUGGUCUCAAUGCUCUUCGACCAAGGCUCACAGGAGCAAGGAUUCAGAAUUUGCUUUCUCAGUUGCAAAUCAGAUCGGUCACGUUGACAAUUCCGAAGAUGAAAAUCGAGACGGACUUCAAACUCAAACAAGCGCUCAUCGCCAUGGGAGUGACGCAGAUGUUCACUGACAACGCUGACUUGACCGGAAUCACCAAGAGUCCUCCGCUUAAGAUUUCAGACGCUACUCAUAGAGCCAUCAUCGAGGUAGACGAGGAGGGAACAACAGCGGCGGCAGCCACGGUCAUCACUGCUGUAGGAUCUGGUGUUCCGCAGCCAUCAGUGCGAUUCCUAGCUGAUCAUCCGUUUUUGUUCAUCCUUACAAAAGAUAACAAUCCUCUGUUCAUGGGUCAAUUUGUGUGA